Messenger RNA from Parnassius apollo (apollo), 1080 nucleotides. The record is from the annotation of a GenBank genome assembly. NCBI's taxonomy places the organism in Eukaryota, Metazoa, Arthropoda, Insecta, Lepidoptera, Papilionidae.
AUGCGUGAUGGUGCAGGCGCGCGCAACCCCAGCCGGCCGACUGUCAGGGCCACUCCGCCGGCAAACCGACUCGAAGGCACCCGCGCGGCCGAGCCUCGCUUACCCAAGCAACGCGGCCUUCGUGGCCAGGGAGCCCUGCUAGGCGCUUCGAGCACACUCCCACCUCGAUCCUACAACAGCGGGAACGCGCUGACAACGCCAGCGUUCGCGAAAGAGGCUCGCUGGACCAAAGAGAUGGAAAUCGUGCCCGAGGGGAAAAACUUCCGAUUGGUGACAGAAGACGAGCUCCCAGCGUUGGCCGAUUUCUUAGUGCAGUAUAUGCCUGAAUCUCUAAAGUUUCAGCAGACGAUUCAAACAUAUCUAAACAACAAGGUUUGGGACUUCCAUUUUUAUGUAGCAAAGAAUUGGCCCGAAGAUCCAAUUUGUCUGCAUUUUCCUGGGUGUACAAGUACGCCCAACAAUCUCACUUACGAGAGCGUGACGGUGUUUUGUCCAUCGGAAAGAGUAGAACUAGUCGAUCUGUUGUCAACUGAAGAUAUCCUGCUGGACCUUAGCCAGCCGCUGUACUUGAACUUCACACAUGAAGCGAUCGUGAACCGAUUCGAGAAGUACUAUGAGGCUCACGACAAAAUCGCUGGCGAUGUAUACGUAUGCGACAACCCGCCGGAAGACACCAGCGCUGACGAACUACCACCGGACGUGGAGCUAGUUCGCCUGCAGCCGGAGCACAUGAAAGCGGUGCACGACUUGUAUCCGGCAAGUGAUAUCGAAUGCCGUGAGGUCUUCGAGAAGCUGGUUGCCGAACUACCUGCAUACGGCAUCUUUGUGGAAGGGAAACUGGCCGCUUGGAUGGUUCAGUCCUACUACGGAGCUAUGUUCUCCAUGCAAACAAGACCAGAAUUCCGAAGGAAAGGUUACGGGAUAUAUCUAGCCAGGCGUCUGACCAAGGAAGUCGCCGCCCGCGGCUAUAAGCCCUUUGUUGUGAUUCGUCCUGAAAAUGACGCGUCCCGCUCUCUCUACUCCAAGCUGGGCUUCGAGAAACGUUUUCGGACGGUGCGGGCCGUUUUGCACCCCCGCUAA